This is a messenger RNA of Pedinophyceae sp. YPF-701, 3135 nucleotides long. The record is from the annotation of a GenBank genome assembly. NCBI's taxonomy places the organism in Eukaryota, Viridiplantae, Chlorophyta, Pedinophyceae.
AUGAGCGGGGUCGAGAACACGCCCCCGCUCGGCGCGGGGCUGGGAUGGACCCCAGCAGCGCGCGCCACGCCGCUGAUGGACUCCACGCGGAAGCUCGGACUCGAGGUUGAGCGGAGCCUGGCAGAGAUGCGUCGCAUGAUCAUCGGCGCCGGCCACACGCCCGUGUCGCUCCAGCCCACGCAGCGGCAGUCGCCACCAGCGCCCGUACCGUUCGGCACGACCCUCCAAGACCGACUGGCCCGCAUCGAGGGCGCGCUCAAGACCACCCCGGUGACCAUGCCGAAGCCAGCGCCGUACCCGGUGUCGCCCCCGCGGGCCACGACCCUGCACGCCACCGCGGCGGUGCCCGCCCCUCGCGCGCGCCCGCAGGCCCCCGUGACGCGCCCGCUCGGCGCCGCGAGCCCCGACCCGUCCGCGUCCUGGACCCUCGGCGGCGCGUCGGCGUCCCCCCCGCCGUCCCACGCGUCGCGCAGCCCCACUCGCCCGCUGUUCGCCAGCCAGGCAGCAAACACGCCGCCCCGGGGGCCGGGCGCGAGCAAGUCGCCGUACCAGGACGUCGUCGACAACUACUUCCGGCGCAUCGAGACCGCCACCGCCCACGCGCAGCGCGCGGCCCGCGCUUCGCCGGCGACGGCGCACGCUGCGUCGAACGCGCACAGCAGCCACCGCGCCGCUGCGGCGCGCGCGCCGCAGCCCGAGCGGCCCGCGAGGGUGAAGCUCGAGUACGGCGAAGCCGCGACGCGGGCGCGCUCGCGCAGCCGGGACGUGCGCGGCGGCGCGGGGGCGUCGGACGCAGGCGCGGGCAGCGAGAGGUCGCGGUCCCGGCACAAGUCGCGGUCGCGGUCGCGGUCGGCGCGACAGAGCCGCGUCGGGGCCCAGGGCGCGCCUGCCCCUGCGGCGGAAGAGCCCGGGGAGCGUCGGAGGGAGGUGUUGAGGGACUCCCCCCCGUCGUUCAGCAUGCUGUCUGACGACGCGAAGAUGCGGCGGCUCCGGGAGCUGCAGGCCAAGGUGCGGCAGCUGGAGGAGGCGAACGAGAUCGUGGAGGGGGACCGCAGCACGCUGGCCAUCGGCGCCACGGAGGUGGCCAACCUGAAGCGCGAGCUCGAGUCCUCCCGGGACCGCGAGGCCGCGCUCGCCCGCGCCGUCGAGGACAUGAAGCAGCAGAUGGAGCGCCUCAUCAUCGUCGCGGCGCAGCGGCACGGCGCGGGCGACGGCAACCAGCACCCCGCCCCUGACACCGCCCGCCGCCUGCAGCAGCUAGAGGACGCAAACGCAGCUCUGGAGCGCCGCGUGCGCGACGCCCAGGCCGAGCGCGACGCCGCCGUCCUCGCCGCGCGCGAGGCGGCGGAGCGCAGCGCGGAUGCGGCGGCGGCGCCUGACAGCGCUGCGCUGAGUCAGGAGAACGACCGGAUGCGGCGGCAGCUCAGGGAGCGGACCGCGGAGCUCGCGGAGCUGCGUGCGGCGCAGGAGGCGACGGUGGCGGAGCUGCGGGAGUCGCUGCGGGCUGCGCGGGCGGAGCGGGAGGGCGCGGACCAAAGCGCGCUGGCCCGGGACGCGGCGGCGGCGCACGCGCGGCUGGCGCGGGUGAGCGUGGAGCUGCGGCAGGCGCAGGACGCGCGCGAGGAGAUGGAGGACCGCCUUGUCGACACCGAACGACAGCUCGAGGCGGAGCGCGAGCGGUCGGCCACCGCGGCGGAGCGUGCGGCCUCCGACGUGGCGGAGGUGCGCGACACGCUGCGCAGGGAGCGUGCGGAGGUCGCGCGGCUGAAGGAGGCGCUGCGCGACGCCGAGGCCGCGCGGGAGCAGGUGGGCGAGCGCGGCACCGAGGCCGAGCGCCGCCUGAAGGCCACCAUCGCGGAACUCGAGCGCAAGGUCGAGCAGGCGCGCGAGGACCUCGCGGUGGAGAAGGAACGAGCGGCGACGCGCCUCGCCGAUGAAGAGCUGCGGCUCGAAGCGCGUGUCGAAGACGCGCACCGCGCCGCCGAGGCGGCCCGCAACGAGGCUAACGCUGCCCGGAACGCGCAGCGGGAGGCCGAGGAGGCUCGCGGCGCGGCGCGCGACGAGGUGGCGGCGCUGCGAGCGAGCUUGCGGACGGCGGAGGAGAGGGCCGCUGCGGCUGAGGAUCGCGCGCAGGAGCUCGAGCGCGACGUCGAGACGGCGGACGCGGCGGCGGCGGCCGCGCGGCGCGACGCGGAGGAGGCGCGGGCGGCAGCGGAGCGCGCGCGGGCGGGCGGCGGGGAGCUGGACGCGGCGCUGCGGAAGGAGCGCGAGACGCUGGAGCAGGUCGUCGCGAAGGCGAAGGAGUACAAGGUGUCCCGCGACCGGGCCCUCCAGGCGCGCGACCUGCUGCAGAAGGACGUGCACCGCAUGUCUGACGAGCUGGGGGGGUGUCGCGAGGAGCUCGAGAGCGCCCUGGCGGAGUGCGAGCGGUCGUCGCGCGAGGCCGACGCGGAGCGGGAGGCGCGCGAGGAGGCCGAGGCGGCGCUGGCGGACGCGAGGCUGCGCGUCGCGGAGGCCGAGCGCGUGCACGCUGAGGCGAAGGAGGCCGCCGGGCGCGCGGGGGAGGCCGAGAGGGAGCUGCGGUCGGAGCUGCAGGCGCUGCGGCGGUCGGUGGUGGCGCUGCAGGGGGACCUGGAGCAGGCGCGCGCCGAGGCGCGGGCUGCACGGGAUGAGGCGACGGCGGAGCGGGAGGCGCGGGUGGGCGCGGAGAUGGACGCGGACGGGCUUCGGGAGGUGAUGGACGAGCACUUCGAGGAGAUCGGGAGGAAGGACCAGGAGAUCGCUGCGCUGCACGCGCGGCUGGAUGCGCUGUCGGCGUCGGACGCGGAGCAAGCGAAGCGGGAGGUGGUCGAGCUGCGGAGGUCGCGCGCGGCGCUGGAGGAGGCGCUGAGCGAGCGCAACCGCGAGCUCGCGGACGCGCGGGGCGCGGCGCGGCGCGCGGAGGCCGCGUUCGCGCGCGCGGAGAGGCUGCAGCAGGAGAGCGACGCAGCGGCGGGGCGGCUGGCGACGACCGAGGCGCAGCUGGCGGCGGAGCAGCAGGCGGCCGCGAAGCUGCGCGCAGAGGUGCAGCAGCUGAAGAGCCGCAUCGUGGAGAUGGAGGGCCAGCUCGCCCUCCUGCGCGACCAAGCCCUGUAA